Molecule: messenger RNA, 6429 nt
Organism: Vicugna pacos (alpaca)
Lineage: Eukaryota; Metazoa; Chordata; Mammalia; Artiodactyla; Camelidae
Gene: MYH14
Product: myosin heavy chain 14
Biological process (GO): regulation of cell shape; mitotic cytokinesis; actomyosin structure organization
Cellular component (GO): cytoplasm; myosin II complex; myosin filament
Molecular function (GO): ATP binding; microfilament motor activity; actin filament binding
Source: RefSeq, a predicted model, not a curated record
GCGCUGCGGGAUGAGGGCGAGGAGGAGGCCGAGGUGGAGCUGGCGGAGAGCGGGCGGCGGCUGCGGCUGCCGCGGGACCAGAUCCAGCGCAUGAACCCGCCCAAGUUCAGCAAAGCCGAGGAUAUGGCCGAGCUGACCUGCCUCAACGAGGCCUCGGUGCUGCACAACCUCCGGGAGCGAUACUACUCCGGCCUCAUCUACACGUACUCCGGUCUUUUCUGUGUGGUCAUCAACCCGUACAAGCAGCUUCCCAUCUAUACGGAGGCCAUUGUGGAGAUGUACCGGGGCAAGAAGCGCCACGAAGUGCCGCCCCAUGUGUACGCAGUGACAGAGGGGGCCUACCGGAGCAUGCUCCAGGAUCGUGAGGACCAAUCCAUUCUCUGCACCGGGGAGUCUGGGGCUGGGAAGACAGAAAACACCAAGAAGGUCAUCCAGUACCUCGCCCAUGUAGCAUCAUCACCGAAGGGCAGGAAGGAGCCUGGUGUUCCGGCCUCCAUCAGCACCGUGUCUUAUGGUGAGCUGGAGCGGCAGCUUCUUCAGGCUAACCCCAUCCUGGAGGCCUUUGGCAAUGCCAAGACUGUGAAGAAUGACAACUCCUCCCGCUUCGGCAAAUUCAUCCGCAUCAACUUCGACGUUGCGGGGUACAUCGUGGGCGCCAACAUUGAGACCUACCUGCUGGAGAAGUCGCGGGCCAUCCGCCAGGCCAAGGACGAAUGCAGCUUCCACAUAUUCUACCAGCUGCUGGGAGGCGCUGGAGAGCAGCUCAAGGCUGACCUUCUCCUAGAGCCAUUCUCCCACUACCGCUUCCUGACCAAUGGGCCGUCGUCCUCUCCUGGCCAGGAGCGCGAGCUCUUCCAGGAGACGCUGGAGUCCCUGCGGGUCCUGGGAUUCACCCAUGAGGAAAUCACCUCCAUGCUGCGGAUGGUCUCUGCAGUUCUCCAGUUUGGCAACAUCGUCCUGAAAAGAGAGCGAAACACCGACCAAGCCUCCAUGCCUGACAACACAGCUGCACAGAAGCUCUGCCGCCUCCUGGGCCUGGGGGUGACCGAUUUCUCCCGCGCCCUGCUCACCCCCCGCAUCAAAGUUGGCCGAGACUACGUGCAGAAAGCACAGACCAAGGAACAGGCGGACUUCGCGCUGGAGGCCCUGGCCAAGGCCACCUACGAGCGCCUGUUUCGCUGGCUGGUCCUGCGCCUCAACCGAGCGUUGGACCGCAGCCCUCGCCAGGGCGCCUCCUUCCUGGGCAUCCUGGACAUUGCUGGCUUCGAGAUCUUCCAGCUGAACUCCUUCGAGCAGCUCUGCAUCAACUACACCAACGAGAAGCUGCAGCAGCUCUUCAACCACACCAUGUUCGUCCUGGAGCAGGAGGAGUACCAGCGCGAGGGCAUCCCCUGGACCUUCCUGGACUUUGGCCUCGACCUGCAGCCCUGCAUCGACCUCAUCGAGCGGCCGGCUAACCCCCCUGGACUCCUGGCCCUGCUGGAUGAAGAGUGCUGGUUUCCAAAGGCCACAGACAAGUCCUUUGUGGAGAAGGUGGCCCAAGAGCAAGGUGGUCACCCCAAGUUCCAGCGGCCAAGGCACCUGCGGGAUCAGGCUGACUUCAGCGUCCUGCACUAUGCGGGCAAGGUCGACUACAAGGCCAAUGAGUGGCUGAUGAAAAACAUGGACCCUCUGAAUGACAACGUCGCAGCCCUGCUUCACCAGAGCACAGACCGGCUAACUGCAGAGAUUUGGAAAGAUGUGGAGGGCAUUGUGGGGCUGGAGCAGGUGAGCAGCCUGGGGGAUGUCCCACCUGGUGGCCGCCCCCGCCGAGGCAUGUUCCGGACGGUGGGACAGCUCUACAAGGAGUCCCUCAGCCGCCUCAUGGCCACACUCAGCAACACCAACCCCAGCUUCGUGCGCUGUAUCAUCCCCAACCACGAGAAGAGGGCCGGGAAGCUGGAGCCUCGGCUGGUGCUGGACCAGCUGCGCUGUAACGGGGUCCUGGAGGGCAUCCGCAUCUGUCGCCAGGGCUUUCCCAACCGCAUCCUCUUCCAGGAGUUCCGGCAGCGGUAUGAGAUCUUGACACCCAAUGCCAUCCCCAAGGGUUUCAUGGAUGGGAAACAGGCCUGUGAGAAGAUGAUCCAGGCCCUAGAAUUGGACCCCAACCUCUACCGUGUGGGACAGAGCAAGAUCUUCUUCCGGGCGGGGGUUCUGGCACAGCUGGAAGAGGAGCGGGACCUGAAGGUCACAGACAUCAUCGUGUCCUUCCAGGCAGCUGCCCGGGGAUACCUGGCUCGCAAGGCCUUCCAGAAGCGGCAGCAACAGCAGAGCGCCCUGAGGGUGAUGCAGCGGAACUGUGCGGCUUACCUCAAGCUGAGACACUGGCAGUGGUGGCGGCUCUUCAUCAAGGUGAAGCCGCUGCUGCAGGUUACGCGGCAGGAUGAGGUGCUGCAGGCGCGGGCCCAGGAGCUGCAGAAAGUGCAGGAGCUGCAGCAGCAGAGUGCCCGCGAGGUGGGAGAGCUCCAGGGCCGGGUGGCACAGCUGGAAGAGGAGCGUGCCCGCCUGGCAGAGCAACUGCGAGCGGAGGCAGAAUUGUGCUCUGAGGCUGAGGAGACCCGGGUGCGGCUGGCAGCCCGAAAGCAGGAGCUCGAACUGGUGGUGUCGGAGCUGGAGGCCCGUGUGGGUGAGGAGGAGGAGUGCAGCCGCCAGCUGCAGACAGAGAAGAAGAGGCUGCAGCAACAUAUACAGGAGCUGGAGUCCCACCUCGAGGCUGAGGAAGGAGCCCGGCAGAAGCUGCAGCUGGAGAAGGUAACGACAGAGGCCAAGCUCAAGAAGUUUGGGGAGGAUCUGCUACUCUUGGAAGAUCAGAACGCCAAGCUGAGCAAGGAGCGGAAGUUGUUGGAAGAGCGUCUGGCUGAGUUCUCAUCCCAGGCGGCCGAGGAGGAGGAGAAAGUCAAGAGCCUCAAUAAGCUUCGGCUCAAAUACGAGGCCACAAUUGCGGACAUGGAGGACCGCCUCCGGAAGGAGGAGAAGGGCCGCCAGGAGUUAGAGAAGCUGAAGCGGCGGCUGGACGUGGAAGGCUCGGAGCUGCAGGAGCAGAUGGCAGAGCAGCAGCAGCGGGUGGAGGAGCUGCGGGUCCAGCUGGGCCGCAAGGAGGAGGAGCUGCAGGCCGCCUUGGCCAGGGCAGAGGAGGAGGGUGGGGCCCGCACGCAGCUGCUCAAAUCCCUGCGGGAGGCGCAGGCAGGGCUGACUGAGGCCCAGGAGGACUUGGAGGCUGAGCGAGCAGCCAGGGCCAAGGCGGAGAAGCAGCGCCGGGACCUGGGUGAGGAACUCGAGGCACUGCGGGGCGAGCUGGAGGACACUCUGGACUCCACCAACGCACAGCAGGAGCUCCGUUCCAAGAGGGAACAAGAGGUGACAGAGUUGAAGAAGGCACUAGAGGAGGAGACGCGCAUUCACGAGGUGGCGGUGCAGGAGCUGCGGCAGCGCCACGGCCAGGCACUGGGAGAGCUGGCGGAGCAGCUGGAACAAGCCCGGAGGGGCAAAAGUGCAUGGGAGAAGACCCGCUUGGCUCUGGAGGCCGAAGUGUCUGAGCUGCGGACGGAGCUAAGCAAUGUGCAGACUGCGCGUCAAGAGGGUGAGCAGCGGAGGCGCCGCCUGGAGUCACAGCUGCAGGAGGUGCAGGGCCGGGCUGGUGACGGGGAGCGGGCACGAGCAGAGGCUGCUGAGAAGCUGCAGCGAGCCCAGGCUGAACUCGAGAAUGUGUCCGGGGCACUGAGCGAGGCCGAGUCCAGAGCCAUCAGGCUGAGCAAGGAGCUGACCAGCAUGGAGGUCCAGCUACACGAUGCCCAGGAGCUGCUGCAGGAGGAGACCAGGGCGAAGCUGGCCCUGGGCUCCCGGGCACGAGCCCUGGAGGCUGAGGCGGCAGGGCUGCGGGAGCAGCUGGAGGAGGAGGCGACUGCCAGGGAGCGUGCAGGCCGGGAGCUGCAGACUGCCCAGGCCCAGCUCUCAGAGUGGCGGCGGCGCCAGGAAGAGGAGGCAGGGGCACUGGAGGCAGGGGAGGAGGCCCGGCGGCGGGCAGCCCGAGAAGCUGAGGCCCUGACCCAGCGCCUGGCAGAAAAGACGGAGGUGGUAGAGCGGCUGGAGCGAGGCCGCCGCCGGCUGCAGCAAGAGCUGGACGACGCCACCAUGGACCUGGAGCAGCAGCGGCAGCUCGUGAGCACGUUGGAGAAGAAGCAGCGCAAGUUCGACCAGCUCCUGGCAGAGGAGAAGGCGGCCGUCCUGCGGGCGGUGGAGGAACGUGAGCGGGUCGAGGCGGAGGGCCGGGAGCGCGAGGCUCGGGCCCUGUCCCUGACACGGGCCCUGGAGGAAGAGCAGGAAGCACGGGAGGAGCUGGAGCGGCAGAACCGGGCCCUGCGGGCAGAGCUGGAGGCACUGCUGAGCAGCAAGGAUGAUGUCGGCAAGAGCGUGCAUGAGCUGGAGCGAGCCCGCCGGGUGGCAGAACAGGCAGCCAGCGACCUGCGAACGCAGGUGACCGAGCUAGAGGAUGAGCUGACGGCCGCCGAGGAUGCCAAGCUGCGCCUGGAAGUGACCGUGCAGGCUCUCAGGGCACAGCAUGAGCGGGACCUGCAGGGCCGUGAUGAGGCUGGUGAGGAGAGGCGGCGGCAGCUGGCCAAGCAGCUGAGGGAUGCCGAAGUAGAGCGAGAUGAGGAACGCAAGCAGCGUGCGCUGGCUGUGGCCGCUCGCAAGAAGCUAGAGGCAGACCUGGAGGAGCUGAAGGCCCAGAGCGCGGCCGCCGGGCAGGGCAAGGAGGAGGCUGUGAAGCAGCUGCGCAAGAUGCAGGCCCAGAUGAAGGAGCUGUGGCGAGAGGUGGAGGAGUCACGCAGCUCCAGGGAGGAGAUCUUUGCCCAGAGCCGGGAGAGCGAUAAGCGCCUCAAGGGGCUGGAGGCGGAAGUGCUGCGGCUGCAGGAGGAACUGGCCGCCUCCGACCGUGCCCGACGGCAGGCUCAGCAGGAGCGAGACGAGAUGGCAGAUGAGGUGGCCAAUGGCAGCCUUAGCAAGGCCGCCAUUCUGGAUGAGAAGCGGCAGCUGGAGGGGCGCCUGGGGCAAAUGGAAGAGGAGCUGGAGGAGGAGCAGAGCAAUGCAGAGCUGCUCAAUGACCGCUACCGCAAGCUGCUCCUGCAGGUGGAGUCGCUGACCACAGAGUUGUCAGCUGAGCGCAGUUUCUCAGCCAAGGCAGAGAGCGGGCGGCAGCAGCUGGAGCGGCAGAUCCAGGACCUCCGGGGGCGCCUGGGUGAGGAGGAUGCUGGGGCCCGGGCCCGCCAGAAGAUGAUCAUCGCUGCCCUUGAGUCUAAGCUGGCCCAGGCUGAGGAGCAGCUGGAGCAGGAGAUCAGGGAGCGCAUCCUCUCUGGCAAGCUGGUGCGCAGGGCUGAGAAGAGGCUUAAAGAAGUGGUGCUCCAGGUGGAAGAGGAGCGGAGGGUGGCCGACCAGCUCCGAGACCAGCUGGAGAAGGGAAACCUUCGAGUGAAGCAGCUGAAGCGGCAGCUGGAAGAGGCCGAAGAGGAGGCAUCCCGGGCUCAGGCUGUCCGCAGGAGGCUGCAGCACGAGCUGGAGGAUGUCACAGAGGCAUCCGAGUCUAUGAACAGGGAGCUGAACACUCUGAGGAACCGGCUCCGGCGCGGCCCCCUCACCUUCACCACCCGCACGGUGCGCCAGGUCUUCCGACUGGAGGAGGGCGUGGCGUCCGACGAGGAGGCAACGGAGGAGGCCGAGCCGGGGUCUGGACCCCCGCCCGCAGAGCCAGACGGGUCCCCCGCGACCCCACCCCAGUGACCCCGCCCUGCCCCCAGCCACUGGGCCCUCCCUCCUUGGCCCCCUUGGUGCCUGCGCCACGAACCUCCCUCUGGCUUCUCGCAUUUUGGAAAUGGUGCCACCCUCUGACAUAACAGCACUUUGUCAACCCCACCCUGGGGAUCCCCUGAGACUUCUCAUGAACCCCAAAAACACAGAGGAGCAGGCAAGCAAAGUGGCAAGGACUGGAGCUCUCUUGGUUGGGAGAAAUUUGGGUGUCAUUGGCAACUGGAGUCCCUUCCAGCUUCAAAUCUUCACUUGUUAUAAAUGAUCUUUAUUAUCAGGAAGGGAACAUGGCUCCCCUGCCCUCCCCAGCCAGGGAUCCCCAGACUUCUUCCUCUGCCCCUCCUACUUAGCCACUGACCCCAGAACUUCUGGGUGACAGCGCCCUGAGGCUGCCACCAGCCUUGCGGAGGGGCUGGAUAAGGGGACCCCUCUCAUCCCCUCUCCCUCCAUUCUCUGCCCUCCCUUCCGGUUGCUCUUGUGUGAUCAUGGUUCACAGUUCAGUUGGAGUUCCCUUGGGGGCUGGAGGAGGCCCCCAUACGCUCCCAGCCUCCAGGCUCGGCAGAAAUAAACUCCAACCCCAGUUGGACCCUG